ACAAACUUGCAAGUGCUUCAGUUUAUGCAAAAUGUCUUGAGGCCUUGAAGAGAAACUUCCCUGUGAUUUGGUGUAACUACUGCCAAGAAGCAACUACCAUUGUUUCCGUGAAUCCAAAUUUCCAAUACAGACGCACUCAAAAUAUUUCUGAUGAUUUCAUUUAUUUCCGUCCUAUUAAUGCGGAAAAUCGGGAAAGGGCCAGAAAACAAAAACAACAGAAUUCAACUGUGGUCUCCCAGCAACCCACCUCUGAAGGUAUCCAUCAGAGGGACUUGGGGCUUAUGAAUCAGGUGGUGAAGGUUACCACCCCCCCACUAACUAAGGAGGUAGAAAGCAGUGCCCUUGUAAAACCAAAAACUUUAGGGCUUCUUCGCAUAGAGAAAAUCCCAGUUAAGUAUCUAUGGGUCCCAGAAUUUCAACGCUUAGAAGUUACAGGAAUUGCCAGUCCAAAGGAAAGGGGGAAAGGCACAGCAAUCCUUGUUGCUGGUGUGCCUGGAAAGGAGGAGCUAGAUGAUACAGAAAUUCCAACUUUGCACUUCACUGGGUUUGUACACCUGGAGGCUUUACUAAAUAAAUGUUCACCAUCCUCAGAAUACAGUCGCCCAGGAACCCCAGGAAAUCUGUGGAUGGAAUCUCCAGAAAAUGCAGAGUCCCCAGGAAGUGAUGAUAUGGAAGUAGCGAGAAGCAUGUAUCCUUUUAGAGAAAGAUCCAUCUUUCGGCGUUCCUGGGCAGAGCUCUUAGAGGCACCACUAAAUAGUGAGGGGCUCCAUAUUAUUCAAACGAUCCCCAAUGAAGAAAACAGAGAUAUGGGUUGCAACAAACUAACACCACAGGAAGAGAAUCAAGUAAUCCCCCUUCCCAAGGAUCAACAUGUCCAGGCUUUGCAAGGCCCUUUCCCCUUGUUGCCCGAGCGCCCUAAGCUCCAAAGGCAGCGUAGUCGAAGCUUACCAAGAUACAGUGAAGUCAGAGGCCAAUAUUUAAAUACACCUGAAUUCAAAGGAGACGCAGAAGAAACUCUCUUCUUCCCACGUGAUCGUCAUUUACUAACAGAAGAAAAUAUCAAGGAAAGAAACAACAUGGAGGGAGCCUGGCUAAGAGCAAUUCCAUCACAGUCUGGAGAACAUUUUCCCAUUUUGCCAAGAUUUGACAAUUCUGCGAUUCAAGGAAACUUUGGAAUUCCUGAGGAUAAUUCUGCACGUCCCAGAGGCAAUAUGAGAAUUCCCCAGAGCAAUGUCAAUACUAUCCCCAUGGUUAAUGUUGGAAUUCCCAUAGAUAAUCCUCAGAUUCUUACAGGCAGUACUGGAGUUCCCAGGGGCAGUGGUUUUCGAGUUUACAUGGGCAACAGUGGUAGACCUUCCAGACGUAUGGUAUCUUCUCCACUUAUUGAGCUCUCAAAGAUAGGUGAACACCAGUUGUAAAAACUGACACUACAAAGCUAUCCUGAUAGUUGAAGAAACAAAGACAUUUAAGAUCAAAACAGACAUGUACAAACUUGACAACUCAAUGCUAAACGGGACAUCUAAAUUCUGAAUACACAAAGAACAUAAUUACCAAACCUGAGAUAAUUAUUUAUUAGAUUGGAUAUAACUCAAUUGUACCUAACUGGUUUAUUCUGUAUUUAGUACUCAAAUAGAUACAGAGUAAUCUGUUUGUAGAAGUGUGUUGUAGAAGUGUACUUCUUCAUUGAACAAAAUACUAAGUAAUUUUAAAAUGACAAUGUCUCCUGGUAAUUUCAGGUCUUCUUGGAUAUACUUUGAUAGACAAAUGAAAAUGAUCUCAGAGGUAUUGACAUUUAUUUUAAUGAGUCUAGCUUAAUGUCCAAGACAUUUAUUGACUGAAAGCUAAGAAUCCAGGAGAUUUGCCAAAAGAUUCUUGAAUACAGUACUUCUGUGAACUAUUUUAAAAAGACAUCUAGAAAAAAUAGUUCACUAACAAAAGUAUUUAAAUAUGCCUAUUUGUUUUCUGACAUAUACACAGCAAAAUUGUAAAUAUUUAUAGCAAGCCUUAAAAAUACAAGGAGACAACUAACUGUAGAACUGUAAAUAGCAUAUGUUGUUGUGAUAUUAAUAUAAGACAACAGUAACAGCACCACACAAUGCCUAAAAUACUGCAUGCUAAAACAAUGGUUUUGGUUUGGAAGUUUUUUUUUUAAACUUUCUGUCAAUUUACAUAAGAGGAUUCAGGAUAGAAGAUAAAAAUUCUUGAAAUACUUUAUGAGAUGAAUAAAUAGGAUGUUCUUCCCAGAAAAAUGAAGAAAGCAUUUCAUUGGCCCAGAUGAUCAGCCCAGUAUUAAAAUUACCCAGCCUGGUUUAUCUAUACAAUAUGGCUUUGUGGAACAUUUAUUUCACCAGUUUUGUAAAAUAAAAUAUUACCAGAAGGUAAUGAGAUUAACUGAUAAAUUUCUUGGGAAGGUAAUCUCAUUACAAACAAAACCCUGCCAUUGUAUUAUAUUCAUACCUAAGAUAAAUUUUGUGCUGUGUUUUAGGGCACAUGGGCCACUAUUCAAUUUGUAUAUUUAAAAUUUAAACUUUCCUGAAGAAUGGUUGCUGUUGUUUUUUACAAUAUCAAGGGCAAUUUAAAGAAUAGGUUACCACCUAACCCCUUAUUAUGUGCCUUAACACAUAGUGCAAGGGGUGGUAAUCUUGGGUCUGAAGGCAAACUCUUGCCUUUUUAGAUUUAGUUUGCUUCUGAGGAAGGAGGUAAAGAGGCUAGCUAGUCUCCCUCCCUUCACUCCCCAUGGUUCAGCAUGUGCUUUAUGAACCAGGGUUCUGGCCUCAGAAAACAAGGAAAGGUAGUGAGAGUAUUUCUCCUACUUCUUACCAACCCAGAAGAUGAGAUACCAUUUCAGUCUUGAGUCACCCGACUUUUACCUAGGGUGGCAAAACCACAGAAAUCACAGAAGGAUACAGGCAACCAUACUUAAGUUACUGCCAAUACUUGACUGAGAAUAAAAUAAAAACCAAACUGACAGAUCACCUUGCUUAACGGAUAGUCUACUCUAAUGCUCUCUUGUCAUGUUGACUUUAGAAAACAGAACUAUUGCAUUCUAAGUUUCAAAGAAAACCACCUUGUGGGUGAAAAAACCUAACAAGUCAGUAGAAGCUGAGAAAUAACUUACCAAGAACUAAUGUUUAUCAAAAGCAAAAGUAGAAAGAAAGACAGUAAACAAAAUUUGGUUCAAUUAUAUAUAACACUAAUAUAUAAUUGAAAUUAGU
This is a messenger RNA of Mastomys coucha (southern multimammate mouse), 3215 nucleotides long. RefSeq lists its product as uncharacterized. The coding region runs from base 282 to 1418 and encodes 378 amino acids. Lineage: Eukaryota; Metazoa; Chordata; Mammalia; Rodentia; Muridae. The record is from RefSeq and is a predicted model, not a curated record. The transcript is spliced from 3 exons.